This is a messenger RNA of Leucoraja erinaceus (little skate), 1732 nucleotides long. RefSeq names its product family with sequence similarity 131 member C (gene fam131c). Lineage: Eukaryota; Metazoa; Chordata; Chondrichthyes; Rajiformes; Rajidae. The transcript is spliced from 7 exons. Bases 395 to 1618 code for a protein of 407 amino acids. The record is from RefSeq and is a predicted model, not a curated record.
UGCUGUUCCACAUCUGCAGCAUCUGCAGCUCUUUCCCACGUAGAUCAGUUGGCAUUUUGUCUUUUCAAUCUGUGACUGUUGCACAAAGUCACCUGUUGGGCAAGGUGACAGAUGUCUGGCACCGAGUGAGGGGUGUGAGCGGUGGGCGCUCAGUAGGAGGAACAGAACAAAGACUGUGUUUAAGAGGGAACUGUAGAUGCUGGAGAAUCGAAGGUUACACAAAAAAGCUGGAGAAACUCAGCGGGUGCAGCAGCAUCUAUGGAGCGAAGGAAAUAGGCAACGCUUCGGGCCGAAACCCUUCUUCAGACUUCAGAACAAAGACUGUUGCUGGCGGCAGUGAAUGUGUUAAGGGGGUGUGCUGAGCGGCGGAGAGUGAAGGGCCUGUCCCACUUGCAUGCGUUUGGCGCGCCCAAACGGAAGCGGAGUUCGUGCCUGUGGCUGUGUGUGUGUGUGUGUGAAUCUGUGCGUGUCUGUCUGUCUGUCUGGUCUCAGCGCGGCCACAAAGUGCAUCCUCGGGACCCUGAGACUGCUGACGCCACCACGACCAGUUGCCUGCGCUGGUGCUGGUGCACAGACUGCGAUCUCUGUGUCUCUCUCUGUCUCUCUGUCUCUCUCUCUCACACACACACACAGGAGAAAACAAAGAUAUGGUGCGCCCUUCCAACGAGAGCGGAAAAUAGUCUUUGCUUUGUCCCCGAGCUACCUACCGAUGAUGGGCUGCUGCAUCUCUAGAGAAAUUCUGACGGCUGCCUACGUUAACCCCGCGAGUGCCGGCGAUGUCUCUCAGAGCAGAAGCACCGGCGCGGGUCAGGACAAGAGGGAGCAGCCGGAGUCCGCAGAAGCACAGGACAUCUGCAAGCAAGACAGGACAGAUUUCUGCUGGGACCCCAUUCUCCAGAAUUGCUUUGGAAGUACCAAUGGAUUUUUCUCUGGCUCCAAGCAGACCCUGAAUGGCUAUGAUGUUAAUGCACUGGCACGAUCAUCGCUGGUUGGCUUGGUUCAGACAGCCAAGGACCACAUCACCAAGCCGACAGCCAUGGCACGUGGGCGAGUUGCCCACAUCAUUGAGUGGAAUGGCUGGGGCACCCAUCGUCGCAGUUGUGACGCCCCCCGCAUGGACGAGGACCAGUACUCCACGUUGACCGAUGAGCUGAAGGAGGCUCGCUUUGCUGCAGGCGUUGCCGAGCAGUUCGCCAUCACCGAGGCGACCCUGAGCGCUUGGUCUUCGCUGGACACGGACGGCGUGCUUGGGGACAGCAGUCCCAGCAUCGCGGUGAACUACCUCAAUACGGAGGACAGUUACUAUGAUGAUCGCUCCCUCAGCGGGUCCCAGGGCCUUUACUCGUUGAAUGUGGAGGGGCCUUGUGUUGCCGUCAGCCCUCACUCAUCGUCGAUGGGCAGCCCGGCUGGUGAAGAGUUGCCCGUGGACAAGGACCCUGCCCACCCCCUCACUGGGACCUUGGGCCUCGAGCCCCCGAAAUGCCUGUACCUGCCAGAGGCCAGCGGUGGUGGGCUGGACAUACACAGGACACUGCAGCAGAGCACAGGCAGUCACCUACAGCAUUCCCACUCCAGCAACACCAGCUCGCUCAUUGAAGACGACGUCUUUUAUAACUAGACUACAAGAGCCGAAAAUCCACAACCACUCACACACACGCACACUCUCAACCUCCGCACUCACUCUGGCUGCUGGUUUAUUCCAUCUCAACAUUUAUAUAUGUGUCUAUGUGUG